Rubroshorea leprosula is the source of this 1643-nucleotide messenger RNA. Lineage: Eukaryota; Viridiplantae; Streptophyta; Magnoliopsida; Malvales; Dipterocarpaceae. The record is from the annotation of a GenBank genome assembly.
AAAAGGGCAAAUCCCAUUUCCACUAUAUCAUGCCAUACCGUCACCAUUACCAACCACUUCUAUGAAAAACACUCUUUGUACUUUGAAAUUGGGAGGAGAAGAUGGCGCAAAUAUCAUCCUCCGAUCUUGAUUCCGUCGACGAUUUCUACUUCGCAGCACUCUUCGAUCAAGACCCAGAUCAAAUUCCCCCCGUUCACGACGACAUGUACGCCGAGGAGCUGCAAUUGCAAGAGGCUUUAAUGUCAGCCGCUAAAGUGAAAAACCCAGGUCCCGUUUCCGUUUCCAUUUCCUACUCAUCGAUUCCCCAGCCGCAGGUGGAGAAUUUCACCCUAGAAGCAGGGGAAUCCUCUCAAAUAAUCUCUGCCGCCCAAGUCAAACAACCAGGUUCCGAUUUCAUUUCCAUUCCCUUCUCAUCGUGGCCCCAGCCGCAGCUGGAGGAUUUCGCCCUAGAAGCCGGGGAAUCUUCUCAAACUUUCUGCGGGAUUUGCGUGGAACGGAAAGAAGCCGAUGAAAUGUUCGCCACUGGGUGUUGCGUCCACUCGUUCUGUACGGGAUGCAUCAGCAAGCAUGUGAAGACGAGGGUGGAAGAGAGCGUAACCGUCGUCACGUGUCCUGGGGAGAGUUGCAGAGCCGUACUGGAUCUUGACGCUUGCCGGCCUGUACUCCCAAAGGAGGUUCUCGAUCUCUGGGAUGAUGCUUUGUGCCAGAAGCUUAUUGGGGAAGCGGAGCGGCUUUACUGUCCGUUCAAGGAUUGCUCCGCUGUGCUGUUGAAUGAUAACGGCGAAGAAGUUAUCAGGGAAUCGGAGUGCCCAUUCUGCCAUAGGUUGUUCUGCGCGCAGUGCAAUGCUCCGUGGCAUUCGGGUAUUGAUUGUGAGGAGUUCCAAAAACUGAAUGAGGAUGAGAGAGGCAGAGAGGAUUUGAUGGUGAGGGAACUUGCUAAGGAGGAGAAAUGGGGGAGAUGUCCUCACUGCAAAUACUAUGUGGAAAGAACAGAGGGCUGCCCCCAUAUAACUUGCAGAUGUGGGUAUCAGUUUUGUUAUGGAUGUGGCACAGAGUGGACUGGAAACCAUGGUGGCUGCCAGAGAGAGUAGGAGAUUCAACAAAGCAUUAUAAGAGGGUAACGUGUGCAGUUAACAGUACAUAUUUUACUUCAUUUAGUAUGGAGAUGUUUUCAGUGGUCUUUGAAGGGAAUUACAUGCACCAAAAAACAAUUAAACAUACAGAUUUCCUGGCUAGUAAACUGUCAAGAAGAAGAUGUGCUAUGAUCUAUGGUUCAACUUUGAAGUUUGAAUUUGGGUUGGUUUGUUAACAUUCUGAAAGUAUGUCAAAUAUGUCUCUACUUUCUCCUUGAUCAUACUUUUUUAUUUUCACAAGUAUGGAGUAUUGAACUGUACAGACUUUACUCUGUUUCUCUAUUUGGUACAAAGCCAACCUAAGCAGUGAGAACUUAUGACCCUUUAAUUUGGAUAUAGGAACCAAACCCUUGUUACAAUACCUAACCUAACAGAAUUCAACCCAUGGUGUGUCUUUAAGAUAAACAGUGCAAUGACUUAAACCAAAGUUUAGAACAUAAGUGAGAAAAUGAAUGCUGAGUUCCCAUGUUUAUCUGCUUGGAAAUAUAUAAAUAAAGAGCAUUGUAUUUA